CCGCCCGUCCGAGAUCGCCGCCGCAAGAUGGCCGACCGGCUGACCCGGAUCGCAAUUGUGAACGAGGACAGGUGCAAACCUAAAAAGUGCCGCCAGGAGUGUAAAAAGAGCUGCCCCGUCGUCAAGAUCGGGAAACUUUGCAUUGAAGUCAGCCCCGCAGCCAAGUUUGCGUUCAUCUCUGAAGAGCUGUGCAUUGGUUGUGGUAUCUGUGUCAAGAAAUGCCCAUUUGGUGCCAUCGAUAUAAUCAAUCUCCCAAAAGAUCUGGACAAGGAUACCACGCAUCGUUAUGGGCCAAAUAGCUUCAAGUUGCACAGGCUGCCUGUUCCAAGGCCUGGCCAGGUUUUGGGCCUCGUGGGAACAAAUGGAAUUGGGAAGUCAACAGCACUCCAUAUCUUAGCUGGCAAGAUCAAGCCGAAUCUGGGACGAUUCAAAAAUCCACCUGAUUGGCAGGACAUCCUCACAUACUUCCGUGGGUCUGAACUUCAGAAUUAUUUUACACGUAUGCUGGAGGAUAACCUCAAGGCUAUCAUGAAGCCUCAAUAUGUUGACAACAUUCCAAGAAAUGUUCAAGGAAAUGUGGGGCAAAUACUUGGCCGGCAAGAUGACACGGGUCUGAAAGCUCAAUUGUGCGUUGACCUUGAAUUGAACCAAGUUAUAGACCGAAAUGUGGCAGAUCUUUCUGGCGGUGAGCUCCAGAGAUUUGCAAUAGCAGCUGUUGCUGUGCAAAGUGCAGAAAUUUACAUGUUUGAUGAACCCUCCAGUUAUCUUGAUGUUAAGCAGAGACUGAAGGCUGCGCAGGUGAUAAGGUCCUUGCUUAGAACGGAUAGCUAUGUCAUUGUUGUGGAACAUGACUUGAGUGUCUUAGAUUACUUGUCCGACUUUAUUUGCUGCUUAUAUGGAAAGCCAGGUGCUUAUGGUGUAGUUACACUGCCUUUUUCGGUCCGAGAAGGUAUCAAUAUUUUCCUCGCUGGAUUUGUUCCGACUGAAAAUCUAAAGUUUAGAAAUGAAUCUCUUACAUUUAAGAUUGUGGAAAGCCAGGAAAAUGUGGAGGAGAUUGAGACAUACCAGCGGUACAGGUACCCUACCAUGAGCAAAACCCUGGGAGAUUUCAAGCUCACUGUCAUGGAAGGUGAAUUCACUGAUUCUCAAAUUGUUGUGAUGCUUGGUGAGAAUGGGACGGGGAAAACUACAUUCAUCAGAAUGCUGGCUGGGCACUUGAAGCCAGAUACUGAGGAAGGAACCAAGAUCGAAAUUCCCGAAUUUAACGUGUCCUACAAGCCUCAAAAGCUUAGCCCGAAAUUCACAGGUUCAGUGAGGCAGUUGUUUCACAAGAAAAUAAGGGAGUCAUAUAUGCAUCCUCAGUUUACAUCUGAUGUCAUGAAGCCACUACAAAUGGAGCAGCUCAUGGAUCAUGAUGUUAUGACUCUAUCUGGUGGAGAACUCCAAAGGGUGGCAUUAUGUCUUUGCCUUGGAAAGCCUGCAGACAUCUACUUGAUCGACGAGCCGAGCGCGUACCUUGAUUCAGAGCAGCGUAUCGUUGCCUCGAAGGUCAUCAAGAGAUACAUCCUCCAUGCCAGGAAGACUGCGUUCAUCGUGGAGCAUGAUUUCAUCAUGGCAGCUUACUUGGCUGACAAGGUGGUUGUCUACGAGGGGCAGCCUUCCGUCGAGUGUACCGCCUGUACUCCUCAGUCCCUGGUGUCUGGAAUGAACAGAUUCUUGUCGCAUCUUGACAUCACUUUCAGAAGAGACCCGACCAACUACAGGCCGAGGAUCAACAAGCUUGACUCUAUCAAGGACCGGGAGCAGAAGUCGGCAGGAUCGUAUUACUAUCUUGAUGACUGAGUGAUGCUGGGAGAUAGAUUUGUGAGGCUAAUCGGAGAGCUUGGGCUUAUUUAAUCUCCUUGAAUUGUGAUAGGGCAGCGAUGCCAUCAGCAGGCAAACUCGUUGCCUAAACAGUGUGUGCCAGCAGCAGAUUUUCAGUCUUUUGUGUGUGUAGCCGUCACCUUGGGUCGAUUUGGCUGGUCUGUAUUCGCCCCUAAUUAGAAUAUUUAUGUAUAGGAACCGGAGACCUGACUAGUAUUGCUAGUGCUUUCUCGUGUCAGUCAUCAGUUGUUGAUUAUCAAUGUCGAUUCUAGAGCAAAGAUGCAUCAGUUAGUCGA
This is a messenger RNA of Lolium rigidum, 2159 nucleotides long. RefSeq names its product ABC transporter E family member 2-like. Lineage: Eukaryota; Viridiplantae; Streptophyta; Magnoliopsida; Poales; Poaceae. The transcript is spliced from 11 exons. Gene Ontology annotation, molecular function: ATP hydrolysis activity; iron ion binding; ribosomal small subunit binding. The record is from RefSeq and is a predicted model, not a curated record. Gene Ontology annotation, biological process: ribosomal subunit export from nucleus; translational initiation; translational termination. Bases 28 to 1842 code for a protein of 604 amino acids.